AUGGCAUCCCUACGACCAUUCACCUGCAAUGACUUAUUUAAAUUCAAUUCUGUCAACCUUGAUUCACUCACAGAGACUUAUAGCAUAUCAUUCUAUCUACAGUACUUGGCGAGAUGGCCUGAAUAUUUCCUUGCGGUGGAAUCUUGUACCGGCGAAAUUAUGGGUUAUAUUAUGGGAAAAUCGGAAGGUUCAGUUGAAGCCAAAGAAUGGCAUGGACAUGUAACUGCUUUGAGUGUCAGACCUGAGUCUAGGCGAAUAGGAAUUGCAGCAUUGUUAAUGGAUGAAUUAGAGAAAAUAUCUGAUAAGCAAAAAUGUUUCUUUGUCGACCUUUUCGUGCGCGUUUCUAACGUUACAGCUGUCAAUAUGUAUCUGUCUUUGGGAUAUAUUGUUUAUCGUACGGUGUUAGAAUACUACAUUGGAGAUGAUAAUGAAAAUGCUUAUGAUAUGCGUAAAGCCUGCUCACGAGAUAAAGAGAAAAAGUCAAUGAUUCCUCAGAAGGAACCAGUGUGGCCAGACGCUGUGCUACCGUAA
This is a messenger RNA of Trichoplax adhaerens, 531 nucleotides long. RefSeq lists its product as uncharacterized. Gene Ontology annotation, molecular function: protein-N-terminal amino-acid acetyltransferase activity. NCBI's taxonomy places the organism in Eukaryota, Metazoa, Placozoa, Uniplacotomia, Trichoplacea, Trichoplacidae. Gene Ontology annotation, cellular component: NatB complex. Gene Ontology annotation, biological process: N-terminal peptidyl-methionine acetylation. The transcript has 6 exons. The record is from RefSeq and is a predicted model, not a curated record. Bases 1 to 531 code for a protein of 176 amino acids.